UGGGAUCAGUAGACAGCAGUGCGCCGGAAGUGUCCAAGACCCGCCCUGUCCUCUGGUCCUCGCCCCAAACCGAUGUCUCCUUAAUGGCGAUGUCUCGGUAAACAUGCUUUCUGCGUGCUAUGUACAUGUCACUUUCUUUGACAUGAGCGUUUGGCAUGGUGUCGUCGCCUUCGAAUGCAAACGUCGUACCGACCUUAUCUAUGCGAGCAAUAAGUUGGUAAACUCUUUAAAUACCAUCGGGCACCUCUUCGAUCCACCGCAUCGAGUUGUCUCUUCAAGCCUUUCCCCAGAGUGUCGAGAUCGCAUCACAAAGCUUUAACGAUACCAUGCCAGCAAUCAUCGCCCCAAGUGCAACGCCAGACUUUGGCCCCCAGGUGUCUGGCAAAUGGGCACUCUCAGACACAUCGGCGUACACCUCUUCUCUGCACUCAUCCCUUGCGGCUUCGGCCUCGGUGUCGAGCCUUGACGCGACCCACGCCCGCCAUCCUCUCGAUGGCUUUGACGCAGACGCGCCGGCCGCUCAGCUGCCGCGCGGCAUCAUGUCGCUCAGCCUGGGUGCUGCCGACAAGCAUGCAAUCGAGGCGAAGAUCACGGCAUGUGUCGCGCAAGGGUGGCAGGGCAUCGAGAUCCAUAUCGACGACAUCAAAGCCAAAGCUCGCUCGCUCGCUGGGCAGAAUUCAAGGAAUACCAUGGCCGAACCUGCGCGGGAGCACAUGCUCUUGGCCGCAAGCGCCAUCUCGGCCAUGUGCAAAGCCUCAGGUCUGAAGGUUAUCUGUCUGGAGCCAAUUCUGCACUACCCCGGCAUCCUCCCUAUCUCCAGGCGCGAUGAGCGCUUGCACGAGUUGCCGCUCUGGUUUGAAAUCAGCGACAUUCUCGACACUGACCUAAUCCAAGUCGCCUCGGCCAUGUUCGGCUCUUCGAGCUCGGGCGUAUACCAGCACACCGGCGACGAGGAGCGCGUCAUCCAGGACCUGCGCUUGCUCGCACACGCAGGACAGCGUUGGCAUACACGCUGCAAAUUCUUCGCGUACGAAGCCAUGUGCUUCGGCAGCUUCGUCACCACAUGGCAACAAGCUUGGCGGCAGGUUCAACUCGUCGAUGCACACAACUUUGGAAUGGUUCUGGAUACGAUGCAGAUCCUCGGCGGGGCGAUCGCUGAUCCGAGCCGGCCAGACGGUCUUGUGGAUGGAUGGAGUGAAAAGCUGGACGCUGAUUUGAAGGAGCUCAAAGAGACUUUUGCCGACGCUCGCUCUAGGCGCAAGCUCUUCCUCCUCCAGCUUGGCGAUGCUGCCUUACCCCCCGAGCCCAUGCACCUAAAGCACCCUCUCUUCGACCCAACUCAACACGCUAACACAACAAUGGCAUGGGCACGCGCGCACCGUGCAUUUGCUGGCGAGGGUUAUCUCCCCGUGGAGGAGCUCUCGCGCGUCAUCUUCAACGACAUUCGCUACCGCGGCUGGGUCUCCGCCGAGUACUUCAACCUCGAUUUGCAGUCACCCUCAACGUCUUUUCCGUUCGAGGCUGCGAAACGGUGUAAUAAUAGCCACGAACUGGUGCUGAAGAGGUUGGAGCAUAGUCAGACGACACCGAAGCACAGCGCGUAGUGGUGACCGCUCACACAAGCAUUGCCCAUAUUCAAGCUAAAACAACAACAAGAAUGCCACUUUGCAACCAUUGGGAUCAAACCUCCAUUACUCAGCAUCGCAUUAUGUACUUGUACGGGCCACUUCACAUGCACUUCCUCCAAUGUUUCAAGUCCUUGUAUAGCCAAAUGAUGCAGACUGCGCGGAAAGAGUUCAGAUGCAACGCCAUUGUUCUGUGAAUAUCUCACAUCAAAUGCUUAAU
This is a messenger RNA of Tilletiaria anomala UBC 951, 1845 nucleotides long. Its product is annotated as xylose isomerase-like protein. The coding region runs from base 327 to 1604 and encodes 425 amino acids. NCBI's taxonomy places the organism in Eukaryota, Fungi, Basidiomycota, Exobasidiomycetes, Georgefischeriales, Tilletiariaceae. The transcript has 2 exons. The record is from RefSeq and is a predicted model, not a curated record.